AUGGCUGCUCAGCUAAAGCGCAUACUCCAGCUCAAUGAUUCGGGCGCAGAUGUCGAUACUGAGGUCGUGAAAGAGAAGAACGCGCAGAUUGGUGACAGCUUCUCCGUAGAAGGUGUUACCGUCUACCAGGAUGCAAAUGGUGCUCCUGUGGAACAGGUCAGCCCCUUGGGCUACCAUGUCGGCUGGUAUGGCAUCCUGUUCUUGAACGUCAGCCAGAUGGUCGGCACGGGCGUGUUCAGUACACCUGGCAGUAUCUUGCGUGCUCUUGACUCGGUCGGCAUGUCCAUGAUGUACUGGUUUUUUGGUGCCAUCAUCGCAGCUGCUGCGUUGGCCGUUUUCUUCGAAUACGCAUCUCUUUUCCCACAUCGCUCCGGAGGCCAGGUCGUCUAUUUGGAACAAGCCUUCCCCAAGCCAGCAUUCCUGUUCGCCACGAUGUAUGCCUUCAUCACGGUCGCCUUUUCGUUCUCUAGCAGUAAUGCCGUCGUCCUUGCGCGAUACAUCUACCGGGCUGCGGGCUAUCCAGCUGGUGAAUGGGCUAAUAAGGGGUUGGCUCUCGGGGCAUACACCCUAUUGGCCUUUUUCUGUUUGAUCUCGAACAAAUGGUCACUUCGGCUGAUGAACUUGAUCUCUGCUGUCAAGCUCAUCAUCCUUGUCUUCAUCUCGGUCACUGGUUUCGUUGUUCUCGGUGGUGGAACUCAUAUCAAAGACCCACACGCCAACUUCCGGAACAGUUUCGACGGGAUUACGAACAAUGCGAACGACAUCGUCAGCGCUCUCGUCAACAUCAACUUUGCAUAUACGGGAUAUUCCAAUGCCUUCAAUGUCGUGGCAGAAAUCAAGGUAAGUCCGAUGUCAAGUCGAUCCGGUUUGAUGAGUCUAAUAGUGAUCCAGAACCCGCUCCAUACCCUCAAGCGCGUAGCGCCGCUUUCGCUUAUCAUUGUGUCUAUUCUUUACGUGCUCUGCAACGUUGCAUACUUCGCCGCCGUACCCGCUGCAGAAAUCCGUGAGUCGGGCGAAUUGGCAGCCGCGAUGUUCUUCGAAGCGGUUUUUGGGACCAAGGCCGCAAAAGGUCUGCCUGCACUGAUCGCCGUUAGCGCUGCAGGUAACAUCAUGGCUGUCAUUAUCGGCCACAGCCGCAUGAUGCGCGAAUGUGCACGGCAAGGCCUCGUGCCCUGGCCUCAUGUGUGGGCGAGUACCCGACCUUUUGGCACACCGUUCGCACCUACGCUCCUGAUGUGGCUCUUGACCGUUAUUGUCAUACUCGCGCUGCCAUUCGGAGAUGCUUUCAACUUCUUGGUCGACCUCCGCAGUUAUCCAGACUCGGUGUUCCUGUUCCUGAUGGUCAUAGGCGUCUACUUUAUCAGGCACCGGAGAAAGAAAGAAGGCCUCCCACAGGCUCCUUUCCGAGCCUGGCACAUCGCCAACAUCCUUUCGGCUGCUGUGUGCUUGUUCAUCCUCGUCAUGCCGUGGUACCCGCCGGACGAGAACGAUUAUUCCUUCUGGUACGCGACCUACUGUGCCGUUGGUAUUGCUUUGCUGGUCUCUUGCGCCUUGUAUUACUUUGUAUGGAUCAAGUGGCUACCAAAAUUGAAGCACUACUCGAUCAGAACGGAAACUUUGAUUUCGGAUCAGGAUGGCAGUGUGUCGCAUCGCUUCAGGAAGGUGCCCAAUGUAGAUGUCGAAGAAUGGGAUCGAACACACGACGAGGCGGGCAAUGUGCUUGUCAAGUCGGGUGGUGCAAGGAGCGUGGAUGGCAGCCAGCACUUAUUGAGGAGAGUGAGGGUUACCGAUCGAGAGGCCGCAGAUGGUGUUGUACUGGAGACGAAGGUGUAA
Didymosphaeria variabile is the source of this 1833-nucleotide messenger RNA. RefSeq lists its product as uncharacterized. Gene Ontology annotation, cellular component: membrane. Gene Ontology annotation, molecular function: L-amino acid transmembrane transporter activity. Gene Ontology annotation, biological process: amino acid transmembrane transport. The record is from RefSeq and is a predicted model, not a curated record. The transcript is spliced from 3 exons. The coding region runs from base 1 to 1833 and encodes 610 amino acids. NCBI's taxonomy places the organism in Eukaryota, Fungi, Ascomycota, Dothideomycetes, Pleosporales, Didymosphaeriaceae.